Molecule: messenger RNA, 5281 nt
Organism: Colossoma macropomum (tambaqui)
Lineage: Eukaryota; Metazoa; Chordata; Actinopteri; Characiformes; Serrasalmidae
Gene: kif20bb
Product: kinesin family member 20Bb
Exons: 30
Coding region: 174-4976 (1600 amino acids)
Biological process (GO): mitotic spindle assembly; microtubule-based movement
Cellular component (GO): spindle microtubule; nucleus
Molecular function (GO): microtubule binding; ATP binding; plus-end-directed microtubule motor activity
Source: RefSeq, a predicted model, not a curated record
CCAUCUCCUCUGUUUUGACGGGUAUAAUGUUAAUAUAACAGCACGCUGUGCUAGUUGAACUAUGGCCAAAGUCUCUCUGCGAUAGAAAGGGAUUACUAGCAGUCAAGAAGAUUUGUAACUUUGCUUUACUUCAAGUACUGGUCGGUUGUUACUAGCUAUUAGUUGCAAGAGCCAUGGAGUUCAGCUUGAAUUACAAACCAGAGAGAGUAGGAUCUGUUAUUGUAGAAGAUUUAAGAAAAGAUCUCUUUGUCGAAUUCUCCAAAAUACCCGCAUCUCAGGGAUCUGUGGUACUGGACAAGGAGCACUUGCAGGUCUACCUCAGGAUACGACCAUUUACCUCCACAGAGAGUGAUUUUGGUGAAUCGCAGGAUUGCAUUUCAAUCGAGUCCCCAGACACUGUGGUUCUAAAGGCCCCAAGAACGUCACUAACAGCCAGGCAAAGUGAAAAACUGGGGCCCCAAGUUGCACAGCGAUUCCAGUUUUCAAAGGUGUAUGGUCCAGAAACAUCACAAAGACAGAUAUUUGAUGGAACAACAAAAGCCCUUGUGAAAGAUGUACUGGGGGGAGAAAAUUCCCUGAUUUUCACUUAUGGAGUUACCAACGCCGGAAAGACAUUUACAUUUUUAGGUCCUGAAAGUGAUGUGGGAAUUCUGCCAAGGUCACUGAAUGUGAUCUUUAACAGUAUUGAGGGACGAAUCUAUACUCAAAAUAACAUCAAGCCCCAUCGCUGCAUAGACUUCACAAGACUGACUAAAGAUCAGCAGGACGAGGAGGCAACAAUUAAGAAAAACAUACUAAGAAGAUUUAAAGAGAGUGAUUUACAGAAAAGCACCUCCAGCAUCUCACACUCUGCUUGUAGCACAUUACUUGAGGGCUCUAGCUGUAGUGAUUUGGAAGGAGAUAGUGUUUGUUUGGAGGAGGACUCUCAUGUCAAGUUCUCAGUGUGGGUUUCCUUCUGUGAGAUCUACAAUGAAAACAUCCACGAUCUGCUGGACUUUGCUUCAAACAGUUCCCAGAGAAGGAAUGUUCUGCGCCUGUGCCAAGAUGUGAAAGGCAACACCUUUGUUAAAGAUCUCACAUGGGUGCACGUACACAGUGCAGAUGAAGCUUAUAAAGUUUUGAAGAUUGGACGGAAAAAUCAGAGCUUUUCGUCUACAAAGCUCAACAGUGUAUCCAGCAGAAGCCAUAGUGUUUUCUCCAUCCGAAUCCUGCGAAUUGAAGAUAUGGGUGUUCCUCGGGUCCAGACAAUAAGCGAGUUGUCUUUGUGUGAUCUGGCAGGAUCAGAACGAUGCGCCAAAACCCAGAACAGAGGAGACCGCUUAAAAGAAGCUGGCAAUAUCAACACAUCUCUUUUAACUCUGGGGAAAUGCAUCAAUGCAUUGAGACUGAAUCAGACACAGUCGAAGUUCCAACAGCAUAUUCCUUUCAGAGAAAGCAAACUGACUCAUUACUUGCAAGGCUUUUUCUGUGGCCGUGGAAAAGCUUGCAUGAUUGUCAACAUCAACCAGUGUGCUUCUAUGUUCGAUGAAACUCUGAAUGUCCUCAAAUUCUCUGCAGUGGCUCAGAAGGUUGUGGUCUUGAACCCAAAGCCGGUGUUUAGUGCUAUGCCCAAAAAAUCAGCCAGAGAUGUCUCCAUGGUGAUCAACAAUGUGGACAAAAAAGAGUGGACAAGGAGAAGCACUCUGAUUGGGUGGGAGACAAGUUUAGAGGAUGUACAGGAGGAUGAGGAUGAUGAAGAUAUGGAGGCAGAAGAGGAGGAGGUGGAGCAAGAGGAAGAGGAAGAGAGUGAUGAUGAGAGCAUGGUGGAAAACACUGUUUUAGAAGCUGGAGAUGAUCAAGAGUUGUGUGAGCUGCAACUGAAGGUCAACGAGCUUCAAGAAAAGCUCUCCAAGGCAGAAUCUGAAAAACUAGCCAUGGAGUCUCAAAUCAGGGAAGAAGUUACCACAGAGUUCAUGGAGCUGUUUUCUAACAUGGAAAAGGAUUACAAUGAACGUCUUCAGAGAGAGAAAGAAAUUGCUGAAGAAAGAGCUGAGAGGAGACUGGAAAUACUCAAGACUUUAGUCAACAAAAAUGCCAGUGAAUUGCCAGACACAAGCUCUGCUGGAGAGGCAACUAAGGAGGCAAAGACAGAGUUUUUGGAUGGGAUGAUUGAAGCGAUGCAAAAUGACCUGGCUAAGAUAAAGAAAGAUGCAGAGGCGGCACAGACAUGUCUAGAGAGGGGGGCCCACUCCCCUGGAGCGGUCAACAGGCUGAGGACACAGCUGGACGAAAUGGCAGAAGAGCUCCUCAAAAGCCAGCAGCUCCUUAAUAUCAAAACCAAGGAAAUGGAAGCUGUGCAUGUACAGCUACAAAAAUCUAGUGACCAGCUACUGGAAGCUAACACAAAUUAUGAAAAUCAGAAAACAAGGUGUCAGGAGCUCAUGGCAAUCUGCCAAGAGAAAGACGAAAUGAUCUCCAAGCUACAGACUACUUUGGAUCAAAAUAUUGAGGCAGCUACUGAAGAUAGAGCAUUUAUUGACACCAUUAAAGAGGAAAUAUUACACUACAGAAACAGCUGCAAAUGUAUGCUCAAUGAUGGCAAAUGGGAGAUGAAAGACCAAGAAAUUCAGCAGCUUGCGCAAGCUUUAAAAGAAAAGGACAAGUGCUUGGAUGAGCUCAAACACGAGCAUCUUUCACUUAAGCAGAAGGUGAAGGAUCUUAUGGAGGAUCUGACAAAGCAGGCUCGUGCCUAUGAAGCUGCUGUGUCCUCACUUGAAACAGAGAAAGCAGCGACCAUGAAACUCACAAAUGAGAAUAAGGCUCUUGCCAGCGAGCUCAAUGUGCUUCAGCAGGCAGCCAGUGACAUGAGCUCCAAGCUCAGAGCCAUGGAAACGGAAUUAAGCACCCAGGCGAGUGUGGCAGCCAAGCUUUCUGAGCAGCUCCAAACAGCCAAAGCUCUUAUCAGAGAACGUGAAGAAGAGUGUUGUGAGCAAUCCAGUAUGAUUGAAUCCCUGAAGCUGGAGGCUGAGGACUUGCGCCAAAAACUUAGCACUCGGGGACAAAAGAAAGGCUGCGAGUUCCAGGAAACCAUUGAGGCCCUCCGCAAAGAGUGUGAGGUGAUGAUGUCCAGCACCCAAGAGAAGAGCAGGAAAAUAAAGGCCAUGGAGCAAGAGCUCAGUCAGACCAGAGAGGAAAUGUGCCACAUGCAGAACCAGUGCAAUCAGCUUAAACAGGAGCGAGAUGCCCAAAGAGAAGAGACCCAGAACGUUCUUGGCCGUUAUGAAGCUGAGAAGCUUGUGGUGGAGCAGAUGAAGGGAAGUCUCUCUGAGCUUCAAACCGAGCUGGAUGUUCUUAAGCAGCAGUUAGCACAGCUGGGACAGCAUGAGCAGGCCUUCAUGCGUAGCUCUGAGAGUGUUUUGGAGCUGGAGAAGGAGCUUGCUGAGAGAGAGGCCCACUGCGCAUCCUUGCAGGAGAAAUUGCUGCACACUCAGAAUGAACUGGGCCAAGCGGAGGAGGUUUUGAAGAAAGAGCGGUGUAGAACAGCAGAAGAGGAGGAGAAAAGGACUGCAGAAAGCUCUAAAGCAAAGGAUGAUGCAGAGAGGAGACGAGUGAUGGAGGAAGAGCUUCUUCAUAAGGAUGUAGAACUGGAGGCUAAGGCUCAGGAGCUCUUGAAGUCUGAAAAACAGGUGAAUGAUGGGCUGGAUAAAAUUAGGGGCUUAAGUCUUGAUCUGCAGCAAAAAGAGAAGCAUAUCUCUGAUCUUCAUGAAAAACUGUCUGAGAGCAGAGAAGAAACUGAACGACUACAGAAAGAGAUAACAUCCUUAAUUGAAGAGAUCACAAAGCUGCAGCAGCAGCUCUGUGACCUACAGAAGGAGAGGGAUCAAGCUCUGAACAGCUUGGCUUAUAAGGAGGAGGCUAUUGAACAGCUCAAGACUAAACACGCCAACACAGUCAGCUCAAAAGAAGACCUCCAGCAACACCAGGAUACUUGUCAGGCACUUCUGGCCAAGGAGAAGCUGAUUGAAGAAAUGCGCCUCACUCUGACUGACAAAGAGAGGAUACAAACAGAACAGGAGCAAGUUCUGGAGGCUAGACUGAAUGAGAUUGAAUCUUUAAGUGAAGAACUCAUGAAGCUAAAGGAAAAGUGCCAGAGAGAAGGUGCUGCUGACUCUGACUCUGGUAACUUGCACCAGGAGGAACAGAAAGGAGAACAAACUGCAGGACGCUCGACAACAGAUGAGAAGCUGGAGAGGAGCUUAGAAAGAGAGCUUAUGUCCCCCGAUGGAGCCCAGAGGCCAAAAGAGAAAGCAGACCAGGUGACAGGGCAAUCACAGAGAGAAAUCCAUGGCAAAGAGCAACCUGAAGUGGCUGCAGCGCAGAACUCUUCAGUGCUCUCCACGGAGAGUGAGAGAGAGGACAAACGCUUCCCCAAACCACAGCUGGAGAUCAGCUUUACCCCGCUCAAGCCUGACCGCGUCAAUGUCCGCAGGCCAGGAGAUGAGGAGUCAGUCACGGUCAAAAUCAGACGCACAGCUAGGAAAAGGAAGAGCGCUGAGAUGGAGAAGUCAGUGGAGUCAGAGAACAGAAAGAACCUGCGGCUCAGAGGAAACUCCAGGGCCAACGUGCGGUCUGUGGAGUCUCCCUCAGUGCUUGGUAAAAAGGGCAGUCAAUUAAAGCACCAGGAUUCUCCCGUUAGCCUGAAAAGAAGAAAAGAUGGAACUUUGCAGAAGAUUGGUGACUUUAUCCAGAGCUCUCCAACCCUGCUAGGUAGCAAAGCUAAAAAAAUCAUGGCAGUGGUUGCUGUGAAGUCCCCAGAGUCACAGAUCGCCAUGGAGACAAACAAACCCAAGAGAUCCAAGCGCAAGCUCUUCAAGACCCACAUUUCCUCCCCUCUUGAUAUACCUUCUCAUCCGAUCAUUGGAGUAGAUCAAGAAGACAAAGAAAGUGAUCAUCUCAUCAUCAAGAGAAAACUUAGAACAAGAACUGCUAAAAGAUGAUUCCAGCCAAGGGCAUUUUCAUGAUGCAGCACUAUUCAGUAACAUUCCAAAAACCUUCUCUAUUGGGAUACUUUCAACAAUUUCAACAGUGAAAUUCUGUGUAAAUAGUGUGAUUUCUUCUUAUCUGCUGUGUGAUGUAUAUAAAUGUUUCAUAGUUCCUAGUGCUUUUUCAUAUACAUUUAUACAUAGGACAAUAUUUUUCUGCCUUUGUAAUACAUCAAAAUUUUGAGGGGAAAAUAUUAUGAUGAAAAUAGGAAAGGGACAAAAUGUCCUUCAGAUAAAUAAAGCUCCCAAAAUGAACUCUG